Bufo gargarizans (Asiatic toad) is the source of this 1475-nucleotide messenger RNA. RefSeq names its product H-2 class I histocompatibility antigen, Q9 alpha chain-like. NCBI's taxonomy places the organism in Eukaryota, Metazoa, Chordata, Amphibia, Anura, Bufonidae. Gene Ontology annotation, cellular component: external side of plasma membrane. Gene Ontology annotation, biological process: immune response. The transcript has 7 exons. The coding region runs from base 130 to 1185 and encodes 351 amino acids. The record is from RefSeq and is a predicted model, not a curated record.
CUGCUGAUCAUCUGUAGAUGCUUUUCUUACUGGCCAGGAAAUCAGAGACGUUUCUCAUCAUCCUUUCUACAAGUGACUCACAACAUCUCAAGCUUCUUGUUUCGUAUUUGUAAGACAUUACUUUCACAUAUGAUGGCGAUGUCUCCUUAUAUCCUGAUUGUCCUGUGUACGUCCUAUACAGUGAAUUCUGACAGUCACUCUCUGCGCUAUUACUACACGGGGGUCUCAGCUCCGGGGUCCGGGCUGCCGGAGUUCUCCAUAGUUGGAUAUGUGGAUGAUCAGCAGAUUGAUUUAUACAAUAGUGAUAUCAAGAAAAAUAUUCCUGUGGCUCCAUGGAUGAAAAAGGAUCCUGAAUACUGGAGGAGAGAGACCGAUAUCGCGAAACAAACCGAGCCUCUUAUCAAACAUGAUGUAAAGACAGCAAUGCGCCGCUUCAACCAAACAGAAGGCUUCCAUUUCUACCAGGUGAUGUACGGCUGUGAGCGGAGAGAUGACGGACGCAUCACGGGAUACGAGCAGCACGGAUAUGAUGGAGGAGAGUUCAUAUUCCUGGACACACAGACGUGGACAUUUAUCCCCACCAUGGCCCAGGCUCAGAUCACCACAGAGAAAAUCAACAGUCCACAUGUACAAGCGGGAAUGAGGAGCAGACAUUAUCUAGAGGAUGAAUGUAUCACAGCCCUGAAGUUAUAUAUUGAGAGUGGUAGAGAAGAUCUAGAGAGGAGAGUUCAGCCGCAGGUGAAGGUCUCCGGUCAGAAGAAAGGUGACACCAUGAUGCUUCACUGCCAGGUGUACGGAUUUCACCCCCGAGCUGUGCACGUGAAGUGGAUGAAGAACGGGGACGACGUUCCCGACUAUGAGACCACACACACCCUCCCCAAUCCUGACGGCACCUAUCAGAUCAGGGUCAGUGCGGAAGUGAUCCCCAAAGAGGGCGAGAGUUACUCCUGUUAUGUGGAUCACAGCAGCCUGGGCGAGCCGCUGAACGUUGUGUGGGAAGCAACACCAGAACCAAGCAAUCGAAAUCAGUGGGUCAUAGCUAUGUUCUUAGCUAUGGUCACAGCUGUGGUGGUCUUCUUUCUUCUUGUUUUUGUUGUUGGUAGAUCUGUCCUGCGUAAAAGAAAGAUACCCAACUACAAGCCACCAGAAGGGAAUAUAGGUUUGAUCAUUUCGGGAUGCAUCUAAGAAGUCUCAUAAUGACAGAAAUCCAGAAUAUCGUGCAGCCCCCGUUCUGCUCCACGUCACAAGCUCAAGUUUCAAAAGAUCCUAUUUGCUUUAUGUCUGGACGUUUAUGCUGUUUUGAAUGCAUCAGAAGAUCACAACAAUGGAGCUCAUGACCUGGGACCACCAAGAAUAUCCAGAGUAAGGCCUCAUGCACACGGCCGUUGUUUUGGUCCGCAUCCGAGCCGACGUUUUGGCGGCUCGGAUGCGGACCCAAUCACUUCAAUGGGGCCGCAAAAGAUGCGGACAGCACU